AUUUUUUGUUUAAAAUUAAGAAAAAUUUCAAAAUGCAUUUGACGCCGUUUCUACGCUUAUUGUUUUUUCAACAGUUUUGCACCUUUUGCUGUUUUGCCAUAAAUCAAUACCCCAGCUAUGAUGACAUGCCAACGACCACCGAUCGAAAUUUUUAUACAAACUCAUUAAUCUGUAUGGAUAUAAAGCCGCAACAUUCUGUGGAUAUUGAACAAAUCACCGGACUGUGGUAUGGAAACGAGAUUAUUGUUCACACACAGGAUAUACCCGGUGUAUACGAGUAUCAGAGUUGUGUAAUAAUUCAUCUCAACGAUAUAACAGAACAAAUGCGCAAUCACUACAGCAGCAGUCAAUACGCUCAACAAUACAAUCAACGGCGUUCACAAGAUCAGCAACAACAACAACAACAGCAACAACAUCAAAUUCAGCUACACAAUACAUACAAUGAACGCAGUGCACCAAGAUAUUUACGACUAAUUUGGAGUGAAAGUGAUAAUAAUCUCGAAUAUAUGUUCAAUUACACCGAGAGAAGUCCAGGACUGUGGAAGAAUAUAGCAGAGCAACGUGGCUCUCUGGUGGCGCUCAAUCCUUACAAGCAAUUCACUGGCACUGUACAGGUGGUGAAGGCUGUUAACGAUCAUUUGGUUUUGACAUUCUGUGGCAAUGACAUGGCAAGCUCCAUUUACACGUUGGUACUGAGUCGAACGCAAAAGGGACUGAGUUUGGAGGAGUUACGCAGCAUACGCGGUCUCUUAUCCCGCCGCGGUUUGUACACGGAAACAAUUCGGAAGGUGUGCAGCUCCGCAGCUACGACAACGACGAUAAUUAACUCCGUCUUGCUGCCACUAAUUGCCUGUUUUGCUAUGUUCAAAUCAUAUUUUUAGGUAUUGAUAACCAUAAUUGCUCUUAAAGUAUUUGAAAUUAUUUACCAUUUGUAUGCGCCUAAAUUGAUGCAAUAACUUUCGGUAUUUUCACAGUAUACUGAUUUCAUAUAUUUAUUUGUUUGUAUGUAUGUAUGUA
Molecule: messenger RNA, 1017 nt
Organism: Ceratitis capitata (Mediterranean fruit fly)
Lineage: Eukaryota; Metazoa; Arthropoda; Insecta; Diptera; Tephritidae
Product: probable transcription-associated protein 1
Exons: 4
Coding region: 33-881 (282 amino acids)
Source: RefSeq, a predicted model, not a curated record